AUGGGUUGUGUUUUUUGUGGGGGGGGGAGUUGGGGGUAUGGGUGGGGUUGUGGGGGUUGGUGUGAUUUGUGGGUGGGUGUUGGGUUUUUGGUGGUGUGGUGUUUUGGGGUUUGGGUGGUGGUGGUUUUGUGUUUGUGUUUUGGUUGGGGUGUGAUUGGGGGGGUUGGGUGGGUGUUGUGGGGUGGUGGUGUGUGGGGGUUGGGGGGGGGGGGGGGGUGGUGGGGUGGGGGGGGGGUGGAUGAUUGUUUUUUUGUGUUGGUUUUGUUUGUUGUGGGGGUUGGUUGGGGGGGGGGGGGGGGGGGUUGGGGUGGGGGGGGGGGGUGGGGGGGGGGUGGUGGGGUGUGGGGGGUGGGUGUUGUUGGGGUUGAGGGGGGGAUGGGGUGUGGGGGGGGGAUGGGGUGGGGUUGGGGUAGGGGGCAUGUGAGUAGUGGGGGAUGGAGGUGUAGGGGUGGAUUGGGAGGGGGGGGGAGGGGGGAUGGGGUGUGUGGGGAUUGGUGUGUUGAGGGGAGGGGGUGUGUGGUGGGGAGGGGGGGGAUGGGGUGUGAGUGGAAGGGUGAGGGGUGGGGUGGUAGGGGGAUGGGGUGGGUGGUGGGGAUGGGGGGGAUGGGGUGGGUGGGGGAGGUGGAUGGGUGGGUGGGGAGGGGGGGAUGGGGUGGGUGGUGGGGAGGGGAUGGGGUGGGUGGGUGGGAAAGGGUGAUGGGGUGGUGGGUGGGGAGGGGGGAAUGGGUUGUUGGGAGGGGGAGGAUGGGUUGGGAGGGGAUGGUGGGGAUGGGUGGGUGGGUGGAGGGAGGGGUGGUGGAGGGAUGUGUAGGGAUGGGUGUUGGAGGGGAUGUGGGUGAGGGAUGGUGGGGUGGAGGGGAUGGGUGGGUGGAGGGAUGGGUGGUGGAGGGGGGGAAGAGAGGAUGGGAGUGGGGAUAG
This is a messenger RNA of Knipowitschia caucasica, 918 nucleotides long. Lineage: Eukaryota; Metazoa; Chordata; Actinopteri; Gobiiformes; Gobiidae. The record is from the annotation of a GenBank genome assembly.